CCAGCCUGGGGGUUACCAGGCCGCCGGGCCACGCGGGCCUCCGGAACUCCUCAUGGGGUUCCAGGCCCUCCGCGCAAGCUGCAGGACCCGGGUCCGGGUGGGGGCUCGGCGGAGUCGGGAGACCUGGGCUCUAGUCAGGGCUUGUCGUGGAUGACUGCAGCUUCUGCCUCCCGCGUUCAAAUGGAGACCCUGCGAAAGCACUCACCUCCCUCGGGCCUCAGUUUCCCUCCCGUAGUCUUCCUGCCCUCCUGGGAAAACCUCCUUUCCCAGUGCACUCAAUCGUCACUACCACUUGGGUCCAUCCUUUUCCCUUCCCCGCCCCCACGCCUUCCACUUUUUUUUUUUUUUUUGGACGAAGUCUCAUUCUGUUGUCCAGGCUGGAGUGCAGCUGUGGCGCGAUCUCGGCUCAGUGCAGCCUCCGCCUCCCGUCCACCCCAUCCACCCUGACACUUGGAGUCUUGGGGGCUGUAUUGCAAGCUGUAGCUCUUGCUGCCGGGGGAUCUGGGGUUAGGCGUCACCCCUGCUCUGGGUUUGACACUCGUCUGGAGCUGGCUACAGUAGCCUUGCUGGCUAAAAAGGAGCCGUGGACUGGGGCAUCCUACCCUCCUGGGACCCUUUUUUGGGGCUUUAGAUUAGGUAGAGAAACUACUGGCUUCAUUUGCAGAAGCAAUGCCACUAUGCCGGAGUGUUUGGAUUUAUGGUAGUUUCUCUUAUGUUUGACAUAAGGCUCCUCAGGCGAACCUUUGAGAUGUUGCAAAAUCCUUAGGCUCAAGCCAGGCGCCGUGGCUGACACCUGUUUUUGUUUGUUUGCUUGUCUGUUUUUUGAGACAGUGUCUCACUCUGUGGCCCAGGCUGGAGUGCAGUGGCGAUCUGCGGUCACGGCAAUCUCCACCUCCCAGGUUCAAGCAAUUCUCCUGCCUCAGACUCACAAGUAGCUGGGAUUACAGGCGGGUACCACCACCUCAGCUAAUUUUUUUCCUUUUUUUUUCUUCACCUGCCAACCCUCCAAUUUUUUUCUAUUUUUAGUAGCGAUGGGGUUUCACCUUAUUGGCCGGGCUGCUCCUGAACUCCUGGCCUCAAGUGGUCCACCUACCUUGGCCUCAAAGCGCUGGGAUUACAGGAGUGAGCCACCGAACCCAGCUGACAUCUAUAAUCCCAGCACUUUGGGAGGCCACGGUGAAUCACUUGAGCCUGGGAGUUCAAGAUGAGCUUGGGCAAUGUAAAUUUUCUACAAAAAUUUAAAAAUUAAGCUGGGCCUGAUGGUUCACACCUGUAAUCCUGGCACUUUGGUAGGCCAAGGCAGGCAGAUCACAAGGUCAGUAGUUCAAGAUCAGCCUGGCCAACAUGGCAAAACCCCAUCUCUACUAAAAAUACAAAAAAAUUAGUCCGGAGUGGUGGUAGGCGCCUGUAAUUCCAGCUGCUCAGGAGGCUGAGGCAGGAGAAUUGCUUGAACCCAGGAGGUGGAGAUUGCAGUGAGCUGAGAUUACAUCACUGCACUCCAACCUGGGAGACAGAGCAAGACUGUUAUGGGGGGAAAAAAAUUAGCUGAGCAUGAUGGCGCACACCUGUAGUCCCAGCUACUCAGGAAGUUGAGGUGGGAGGAUCACUUGAGCCUAGGAGGUUGAAGCUGCACUGAGCUAUGAUCAAGACCCUGUCUCAAAACAAAAGACAAAACCAAAAUGUUUAGACCCAUGUGCACAGUCCUGGAAAACUGCCCUUGCUCCCCUAGGCGGCCUUCCCUUUGCCCUCUUUCCUCCCUUCCAGGGUUAGUGCAGAUGGAUCAGAGUGGAUUAUGUUACAAAAAAGAGUUUUUGGCUGGGCACAGUGGCUCUCGCCCAUAAUCCCAGCGCUUUGGGAGGCAGAGGUGGGCGGAUCACGAGGUCAGAAGUUCCAGACCAGCCUGGCCAAUGUAGUGAAACCCUGUCUCUACUAAAACUACAAAAAUUAGCUGGAUGUAGUGGCAUGUGCCUGUAGUCCCAGCUACUCAGGAGGCUGAGAUAGGAGAAUUGCUUGAACCCGGGAGGCAGAGAUGGCAGUGAGCCAAGACUGUGCCACUGUACUCCAGCCUGGGUGAUAAGAGCGAAACUCUGUCUCAAAAAAUAAAGAGGCAGGUCUCACUGUGUUGCCCAGAUUAGCCUCAAACUCCUGGGCUUCAGGGAUCAAACCACCUCAGUAGCUGGGAUUGUAGGCGUGAGCCAGUACACCUAGCUAAGAAAGCAUUUUAGAACACUUAGGUCUUUUUAUUACUUUGAGACAGAGUUUCACUCUGUCACCUAGAUUGGAGUACAACCACCGCCUCCCAGGUUCAGGCAAUUCUCCUGCCUCAGCCUCCCGACUAACUGUAAUUAUAAGCAUGAGCCACCACACCCAGCUAAUGCUUGUAUUUUUAGUAGAGAUGAGGUUUCUCCAUGUUGGCCAGGUUGGUCUCGAACUCCUGACCUCCCAACCACCUCGACUUCCCAAAGUGCUGGAAAUACAGGCAUGAGCUACCACACCCAGCCCUAGAUCACUUAAGUCUUUAACAAAGUCCCGUUUCUUCUUAUUUCUUAUUCCUUUCCCAGCCCUAGCAAAAACAAACAAAUAUAAUAUACCUGAUGGUAUUGUUAGUGCUAGGAAGAAGCAGGGUGUGGGCAGAAUGUACUUGGAAACAGUAUUUCUCCUCAGCCCCAAUUGGUUUGUUUUCUUUUCAGGCGUGCAGUUUGCAGAAGCUGUUUGCUGUGGAAGAGGAGUUUGAAGAUGAGGAUUUCUUGUCUGCUGUGGAGGAUGCAGAGAACCGGUUUGCUGGCUCGCUGCCUGUGAAUGCUGUGCACCUGAGACCUAUAUGUUCUAGGCUACAGGAGACUGUGCAGGCACAGUCCUCCAGGCUGCUGCCGUUACACCCCACUGCUCCCUCAGAGGCUUUGGGCCUGCCAACCCCGGAACUCUGCCUCCCUCCCUCCAGCAUGCCCAGUGCUGACAGCCGUCCAUCAUGCGCAGGAACAGCUCACCUAAGGCCCGUCUCUACUUCCAGCAGCUGGAUUGGCAAUCAGAGAAGAGUGACAGAAGUGCCCAGAGAGCCAGCAAGACCCCAGUCCUCAGUCCCACACCCCCUACUCACCUUUGGGAGCCAACAGCAGCAAGUUGGUGGCUUUGAGGGGCCUGAACAAGACGAAUUUGAUAAGGUCCUGGCAAGCAUGGAGUUGGAGGAGCCUGGCAUGGAGCUGGAACGUGGAGUCAGCAGUGAGGCCACAUCAAUUCUGCCUGCCGAGCAGCGGGAAGGUUCCGUAUUGGCUAAAAAGGCCCGGGUAGUUGAUCUGAGUGGAUCAUGCCAGAAGGGGCCAGGGCCUGCCACCCACAAAGCUGGUAUCAUGUCAGCUCAGGAUAAGCCUCUAGAUCCUGUCCUCGACUGUAGGACUCCACAGUCCCCCUUGAGACCUGGUGCUGCGAGUCACCUUCCUGUCCCAACUGCCUUAACAGUUCCCACUCAGCAAGCCCACUGGGAAGUGUGUCCACGAGGCCCCCCUGUUCAAGCACUCCAGCCUCUCCAAGCUGCUAGAGGGACCAUUCAGAGCAGCCCUCAAAAUCGUUUCCCUCGUCAGCCAUUUCAGUCUCCAUGUUCCUGGUUAAGUGGCAAAGCUCGUGUACCCAGACCUCUAACUCCCAACUCAAGCUGUUCUACUCCCUCAAGGACUAGCUCUGGAUUAUUUCCUUGGGUAUCCUUACAACCCCGAGCUCCAGUGUCUUCCAUUGAGUCUCCUGUUGGCACCCCAAAAGGUCCCCAUUUCUCCCUGGGUCCACAGGGAGCUCUGCAGACACCCGUAGUCACCAACCACCUGGUACAGCUGGUCACUGCUGCCAGCCGGACACCCCUGCAGCCCACGCACCUCUCUACCCGAGCCAAAACUCGCCGUUUCCCCGGCCCAGCUGGUCUCCUGCCUCACCAGCAGAGUGGGAGAAGUCUGGAGGACAUCAUGGUUUCCACGCCUCAGACUCCUACCCAUGGUGCUCUGGCUAAAUUCCAGACAGAGAUUGUUGCAAGUUCCCAGGCAUCCGUGGAGGAGGAUUUUGGGCAAGGGCCCUGGCUGACCAUGAAAUCUGUGCUAGGCCUGGAUGAGAGAGACCCUAGCUGCUUCCUCUGUACCUACAGCAUCGUCAUGGUGCUGCGGAAGCAGGCAGCCCUGAAGCAGCUUCCUAGAAACAAGGUCCCCAACAUGGCGGUGAUGAUCAAGUCCCUGACUCGGAGCACAAUGGAUGCCAGUGUGGUUUUCAAGGACCCCACGGGAGAGAUGCAGGGGACAGUGCACAGGUUCCUGCUGGAGACGCACCAGAAUGAGCUGAAGCCUGGUUCAGUGCUGCUGCUGAAGGAGAUUGGAGUGUUUUCUCCUUCACUUCGAAAUCACUACCUCAACGUGACACCCAACAACCUGGUCCAUAUUUACAGCCCGGAUUCUGGGGAUGGGAGCUUCUCCAAGGAUUCAGGCGGCUUCCAGCAUGAUGUGGCUGCAAAGCCUGAGGAAGGCUUUAGAACAACAGCUCAAAACCUAGAAGCAGGUGUGUCCCCUGAGGAAAAACUCCCAGAAGCAGAUGACCUUGAUGGACUCCUGAGUGAGCUCCCUGAGGACUUCUUCUGUGAGACCAGUGGUUGAGACUGCCCCAACGCAGGACACCCACCGUGAGCAGGCAGCUCUGGGUGUGUCACAUCCAAGGGGGAGAAGGCGACCAGCACGACUGGAGAGUGGAUACAGCAGGGGACUUCUGUGGUUGCUUCCACCCUGGGUGUUUUCUCUGAGGAUUCUCAUGUUCUGCGCUGCCCUCACCUUGGGCCUUCCUUCGCCAUUGGCACCAGAACCCAGCCAGAGACUGGCUCUCCAGCCAACAGGAAAGACAUGUCACCCUUGCCUUGGGUGUCCCUCUCCUGUCUCAGUUUAACUUUAGAGGAUAUUGGGCCUGGUUUUCUUGUCCCUUCACGCCCUAGCCCCUGGACAGCUGAGGGGCUAAAAGGAGCCUUACCACAGCAAUGACAACCUCCCCCUCCGCACAGGGGAGGAGCACGCUCAGGCUUCCUCUGCUUUGUCUCUUCAGCCCUGUGGUUGCUCUGCUCAUCUGUGCCCAAGGUUCCCAGGUGCAGGACAGAGGUGUAGCCUGUUGUACCUUGUGAAAUAAAGCAGCCCCUGCU
Callithrix jacchus (white-tufted-ear marmoset) is the source of this 5155-nucleotide messenger RNA. The record is from RefSeq and is a predicted model, not a curated record. NCBI's taxonomy places the organism in Eukaryota, Metazoa, Chordata, Mammalia, Primates, Cebidae.